Molecule: messenger RNA, 811 nt
Organism: Oryctolagus cuniculus (rabbit)
Lineage: Eukaryota; Metazoa; Chordata; Mammalia; Lagomorpha; Leporidae
Gene: MRPL55
Product: mitochondrial ribosomal protein L55
Biological process (GO): translation
Cellular component (GO): mitochondrial large ribosomal subunit
Molecular function (GO): structural constituent of ribosome
Source: RefSeq, a predicted model, not a curated record
GCCGCGCCUUCCCCGCCCAGCUGGACGUCAGCGCCGCGCGACGCGGGCCGCGACCCUCUCGUGGCCAGCGGGAUCCGAACUGCUGACCAGCGAAGUUGGUCCACGGUGACAGCGGCGGGCAGGCAGCCGGAGGAGUCCUCCGUCCCGGGACUCGGUGAAGACCAGCGGGACCGAGUGCGCCCCGUGCGGCCUCCCCGCGGCGUGCGCUGGCUGACGUCAGGACCCGCCUGUUCCGACCGUGGGAUUCGCAGCCCAUUGCAUCCUAAAGGCCGCUCUGUGUGCCUUUCCGGCAGCGGCUAGGUGGAGAGCAGGGCCGGCGGCUGACCCCUGCGCGUGUCCCCGGGGCUCUGAGGAGGAAUGGCAGCUGCGGGCAGCCCGCUGGGCCUGCUGUGGCGCACUGCCAUGAAGACGGCUGCCCCCAGGCCCCGUGGCCUGCACGUGUCCCCCUGGUGGGCGGACAGCAGCAGGGCCUCUCUCUCUCGCCUGCGUCGCCAGGCCUACGCGCGCCUCUACCCCGUGCUGCUGGUCAAGCAAGAUGGCUCCACCAUCCACAUCCGCUACAGGGAGCCGCGCCGCAUGCUGCUGAUGCCCCUGGACCUGGACACCCUGUCUCCCGAGCAGCGCCGGGCCCGGCUCCACAAGCGUGGGGCUCAGCUCCGACCCAAGGAGGAGGACCCAGAGCUGGCCGAUGACUUUGAUGUGGAGCGUUACAGACGGUUUUGGACCCAGAAGUGAAAUGUGACUCAGAGCUGUCUGCCUGUGUGAUGAGGACCGCAGGGUGCCUGUCUGUAUAUGAUGCGUUUCCAAGCCA